GAGACAUGGAGAGUUUUCAGCCAAGGUGGUUCCUUCUGGUGGUGGCGAUGGUGGCGGUGAUGGCUGCUCCGGCGAGAGGACAGAUUAGCACCCCAUGUAAUGCGUCGAUCUUAAAUACCUUCACACCUUGUAUGAACUACCUGACAAACAGCUCCGCCGGCGGCGGCUCCUCCGCACCCACCACCCAGUGCUGCGAUUCUCUCAAGACUCUGACCAGCGGCAGCAUGGAUUGUCUCUGCCUCGUCGUUACCGGCAGUGUUCCCUUUCAGUUACCUAUUAACAGAACCUUGGCCAUCUCCCUCCCACGUGCCUGUCGCAUGCCUCGCAUCCCUGUUCAAUGCAAAGCCUCUGGUUCACCACUUCCUGCUCCAGCACCUUCAUCUCUAGGCCCAUCUGCUUCACCAGCAUCAGCUCCCUCUGGAUUCACUUCAUCUCCUAGUCCUCAAGUGUCUUCCAUUCCACCUUCAACGCCAACGACGCCUUCUGAGGCACCUGAAUCAGACACAACCCCACCAUCUUCACCGGUGGACAAUACCAAUACACCGCCGUCAUCAACAGCAGGGAGAACUGAUCUGACUCCAUCUUCUGCUAUUUCUUCUUCCACUUUCUCGCCGGCCUCUUUUCUUCUCAUUGCUUCAGCACUUGUUGGUCUUCUCAACUGCUACUAAGCUUCCUCAUGUGUCACCAUUUGUAUUCUGAAUUCUUGUGUUAUUGUACCUAUCAUAGCUUGCAAAAUCUAUUCUUUGGGGUGUGAUUGUUGUUGGUGGUUUAGAGUUUUUGGUUACAUCAUUUCAGACCCACAUUGGGAAGUUUUACCAUAUUUAUUUAUGAGUAUUUGUACUGUAUUGUAUAUGAGUUGCUGGAAAUAAAAAAAAAGUUUUUAUUUUUAUU
This is a messenger RNA of Neltuma alba, 891 nucleotides long. RefSeq names its product classical arabinogalactan protein 9-like. The transcript is spliced from 4 exons. Bases 6 to 668 code for a protein of 220 amino acids. Lineage: Eukaryota; Viridiplantae; Streptophyta; Magnoliopsida; Fabales; Fabaceae. The record is from RefSeq and is a predicted model, not a curated record.